Hypomesus transpacificus is the source of this 2182-nucleotide messenger RNA. RefSeq names its product alpha and gamma adaptin binding protein (gene aagab). The coding region runs from base 111 to 1076 and encodes 321 amino acids. The record is from RefSeq and is a predicted model, not a curated record. The transcript is spliced from 10 exons. NCBI's taxonomy places the organism in Eukaryota, Metazoa, Chordata, Actinopteri, Osmeriformes, Osmeridae.
AGAGUUGAGAGGACGUGAUUCACUCGAGUCGCGAAGGUUUGUUUUGCUAGUAACUGCUGAGCUAGCUCGCUGGGUAGUAUUUUACAUUAACGUUUGUUGAGCCUUGCAAUAUGUCAGUGUCUGAAGAAGGCACAGCAACUGUUGUUCCGUCUGUACUCAUUACAAGCUGUGACAUUGGCUUUAAAGAGGAGGAACUAAUUAAACAAAUCAUUGGUACAACGUCUUUGCCCCAGCCUUCUAAGCAGCAACAAUCUGUGAUUUGGUAUCCAUGGACGAUCAACAACAAGUACUACACAGCAGACGUCAGUCUAUGUGUGGUGCCCAGCACGUUCCAAAUGACAUCAGAGAUAGCGCAGUCCAUGCAAGCUUUUAUAGCUUACUUUGACAGUACAGUGAAGGAUGGUUUAGACAGGCUGUCUCCCUGGGUGUCUGUGGUUGAAGAUCUGGCUCCUGAGGUGCUUAUCCUGGUGUGUGACCGUGUAUGUGAGAGCGGUGUUACUCGACACGAGGCACAGCAGUGGUGUUUAGGCCAUGCCUUUGAGCUGGUGGAACUCAACCCUCAAGACCUACCAGAUGAAGAUGAUGACUUCCCAGAGUCCACCGGGGUGAAGAGGAUUGUCCAGGCCCUCAACGCCAACGUUUGGUCCAGUGUAGAAAUGAAGGAUGAGCACAAUCAGGGCUUUGGCCUAAUGAGCAGCCUAGUGGCCUCCAGACAUAACACCCCACGGCCCGGCCAAGAAUCCUCCUGCUCCAGUUUGCCAGGAGGGGGCGUAAAUGACAUCCAAGAGGCAGCAAGGACAGAGACCAGUGAAAACUCGGAGACACAGAUUGACACAUUAGUUGAUCCAAUGAUUGACGUGGACAUCCAGGAGCUGGCCAAUCUGACAGUCGGAGAUGCAGACGUAGAGAACUUUGAGCGUCUUUUUACCAAACUAAAGGAGAUGAAAGAAAAAGCUUCAUCCUUACCCCAUGAGCAGAGAAAAGUCCAUGCAGAGAAGGUGGCUAAAGCUUUUUGGAUGGCAAUCGGAGGAGACCAGGAUGAGAUCGAAGGCCUGUCAUCCGGAGAAGAGAGUUAAAACAUUAUUUUCCUAUGCUCCAACCCUGACACCUACCCCAGGGCUCCCAGACCCACUCCCAGACCCCCAGCCCCAGCCCCCCACUCCCAGCCCCCCAGACCCAGCCCCCCAGCUCCUAACACAGUGACCAGAGACUGGGUAGGACCCAAGCCAGACUGAGACCUCAUCAUCAUAUUUAUUUACUUCGGUCUCAGUGUGAAUUCAUGCUGUUGGAUUUUCUCAUUACGAACAGAGAACUUGGAAGCAAGUACACAAAUCUCAGUGGGUAGCUAUGGUAACGCUUGCUUACUGUGUCUCCUCUAAUGUUCUGUCAGCCAUGAGUGAAUCUGAAGACUUGAUGAUGGUAAAAGUUCAAAAUAAUCAUCAUGUACUGUAGGUGGAUUAGUCUGGUUUGUGUUUAGCUUUUGUGUUGAUCGUCCAUAUUUGUUCAGGGCACAAAUGCAAGUGAUAUGCCUGUCAUCAGAUAAUCAUUUUUAAGAUGUAAAUCUACAGGAUUUCACUUCUACAUACAUUGUUAAAGGCUCCUGAAUAAAUUUCCUCUAUAAUCAAGCACCAUGUCUAUUUCUACAGGUCUUAAAUCUUCCUUAAAUAAAUAUAUUGAACUUGAUAUAUCACAGCUGGAAAAUGACAGAACAUUACAUUAUUUACUUUAUUAAAGAACAUUGAAUGAAAUGGUCAUGGAUAACAAAACAGAUAGAUUCAACUAAACAUUAAGUAAAUAACAAGGAAAGUAACAUUUAUAAUAAAACGAAGCAAUUUUAAGAGUACAAAGGAAAAUAAGUACUGAUACUUGACAACACAUUAUUUCAUAUUUUUUACAAAACAUCUCCUUUUGGAGAGACAAACUACUUUGAUGCAGUAUUUCAGUUAAGUGCCAUAACUACUAAAAUAUAUUACAUAACUCACCAGUCUCCUUUUAAUCAAUGAGUACAGUAAUGUGAUUUGGCAGACAAAACAUGAGAACCAAUCAAGCACUGGUUUGUACUAUACCAUUUUUCUUUUUCUUAUUUUUUACAUACAGGAUUUAUAGAUUAUUUUCAGACACAUUGGGGUUUUGCAUGACUAAUAAAAAAUACUCUCAAAUAGAUCCUAAAUUCUAGUAAAAA